Molecule: messenger RNA, 1044 nt
Organism: Suillus bovinus
Lineage: Eukaryota; Fungi; Basidiomycota; Agaricomycetes; Boletales; Suillaceae
Exons: 6
Coding region: 1-1044 (347 amino acids)
Source: RefSeq, a predicted model, not a curated record
AUGGAUGGAGAUGGGGAGGACAGUGCUAACUGUGAUGGUUUGCAUAAGCAUCCGCGAUCACCCUCCAAUAGUGAGGGCAACAGCCACAAACAGAUGUGCGAUUCUGAGGACUCACCUUCAUCCCAGCAACAGUGUUUGCCACAAAAAAUCCAAUGGAGUAAAGGCCAAGUUGCAGCGCGUGAUUACAAGGUAGCUGUGCAGCAGCUAAUUAAAUUUUCCAUUAGCUCUUUUUGUGCCCGCCUUGCUUCUGAGUAUGCGUAUCCAGACCGCAUGACUCAAGUAUUGUGGGCAAAGGAGGCAUGGAAGGAGAGAUGUGCGUCUUACGAGAUCGAGAUGGCCUUCAAUAGCGAGAUCAUACAAAUUAUUACUUGUCGCAUGUCACAUCUCACCAGUCAGGUGAAAGGAAAGGUUCAUUCACUUAUCGAGAAUAUUUACGGCUUCGAGCACGGCAGUCGGGAGUCUGUCAAGUCCAGGAAUCGCAGACUGGCCUGUCAGCUCAAGAACAAGUUUGGUCUAUGUUACCGGAACCUCGGAGACAAGAAAACUAAGGUCCCUCGCAGCAGGCUUUUUCACAUGAAGUUGAAUCAGAAAGCAGAAAAUCUGCUCUGGUAUAGUAACAAGAAAGACGAAGGGGUAAUGUUUGAGAAGCUUUUUACUCUGUUUCCCAUUCCUGCCUUGGCAUUAGUGUAUGCAGCGGCAGAAUAUUGUGUUGACGAAUGGGUUGACGGCAAGCGGACAGAUAUUAGUUUUUCGUGUGGUGAGUACAAGGAGGCUUAUGACAAGCACCUUGCUAACCUCAACAAAUUCCACUUGCGAACAAAGGACCACGGCAUACUCAAUGGUAUCCUGAAGGAGAUUAAUGAUAAUGGGAGAAUCCAUGCAAAAGUAGAUCUGGCUGAUGUCAGAGAUGCAGACUGUCUCUCGGAUGAUGAGAUUCACAAUGUCAUUCGCAAAUAUCAGCAGGGCAGUGGUGUGAAUGAGACUGGUGAUGAGGAUGAAAAUGAAGGUAGUCAAUCUGAGGAUAACAGAUGCGAAGAUGAGUAG